This is a messenger RNA of Pyricularia grisea, 2634 nucleotides long. RefSeq lists its product as uncharacterized. The transcript has 2 exons. NCBI's taxonomy places the organism in Eukaryota, Fungi, Ascomycota, Sordariomycetes, Magnaporthales, Pyriculariaceae. The coding region runs from base 523 to 1332 and encodes 269 amino acids. The record is from RefSeq and is a predicted model, not a curated record.
GCGGUUGAUCUCUUCCUUUGGUCUGGGGUUGACAUGUCUAUAUCCGGCAAGACAUGCCGUGGUCACAACACCUGUGUCAAAGAGGAUGAUCCCCCACCGUCGGGUUUGGCAUCUUUGACUUAAUUCAAAGUCGCAUCCCGACAAAAGGACCUGUGUGGAUGCUGCCGAAUCUUGGGGAGGGGAACGGGGUUUUGUUUUCUUCCAUCAAUAUUCAUCCCUCCCCCUCAUAUAAGCCGAGCUAAUCUGUCCCGUCCCCGCCGACGGUACCACGGCCCUGCAAAUAACAGGCGCGUGUUGAUGUGAUCCAGUCACGACGGCUUAUCACUCAACUGUUCCGUGUCAUUACUUAAUUCCCAUACAUUACCCCCUUACUAUUUACCUCGUAUCCUCCGCAACCUCCCAAGGUUUUUAUCCCUGCUCUCCCUGUUCUUCGACUCUCGAUCACUUGUUCACAGUCAUCUUCCCACAAGAGACACUUUGGGUCUUGAUAACCCCUGAGAAAACAAACAAAAAGAGGACACCAUGGGUUCUAUAGAAAACCCGGAAGCCAUCACCUCCACCAUGCUCCAUCUACUACCACUGGCUGGCAAGGUAUUUGGAAUCACGGGUGGAGCAAGCGGUAUCGGUCUAGCCACAGCCCAGAUCCUCUCAAGGCGCGGUGCCACGGUGUGUAUUGCCGACGUCGACCCAAAGGCGAUGGCGAGCGCAGAAGUUUACUUCUCGGGACAGAGCGGCGCCAAAUACAGCAUCACCAAGGUGGACAUAUCGAAGCGGUCCGAAGUUGACGCGUGGGUAGACGGGAUAAUACGCCAGUUUGGAAGGCUGGACGGCGCGGCCAACGUUGCCGGUAUCAUCGGCAAGAUUCACGGCGCCGUUCCGGUGUCUGAUAUGGAUGAUGACGAGUGGGAUAAGAUUGUUGCUGUCAACCUCACCGGUACCAUGUACUGCAUGAGGGCGCAGCUGAGGAAUAUAGUGGACGGGGGCUCCAUCGUGAACGUGGCUUCGAUACAUGGUCUCAAGGGCUUUGCUAACCAUGCUGCAUAUGACGCAAGCAAGCAUGGUGUGAUUGGCUUGACCAAGGCCGCGGCACAAGAGAACGGCGCCAGAGAAAUCAGGGUCAAUGCCGUUGCUCCUGGUGCCAUCUACACCCCUUUGAUGCAGAAGAACUGGGACAUAACAGGACGACCCAAAGACGCACCUUUCGAUGACCCCAGCGCCUUCAGAAGACAGGGCACCGCAAUGGAGACAGGAAACGUCAUUGCUUUCUUGCUUGGUCCCGAUAGCACUUUCGUCAGCGGAAGUGUUUAUUCUGUUGAUGGUGCUUGGAUAUGAUGGACGUUUGUCUCGCCCAGAACAUAUGAUCUCAUUUUAAUCCCUUUAAGCAUUUAGCCAGCGAGCAACUUUGUUCCGAGGAAAGCUGUUCAGUUCAGCUAGCUUUAUACAUCACAAUGCCAGCGACACAGCUGCUCUUUCCAUCACAAUUUUACAUAAAGCGACUUUAUUCGAUAUAUCUCUAUACCCCUGAGGCCAAGCAUUAUUGAAUAAUUAUCUCCCUCAUCAUUUCCACCCCCUGAAUUGGCAGAAAGUCGACGCCGCCUACAUGUCUUUUGAAAAUUCCUUUCGCAUAGUACAAUAGCCAUGCUUUACGGCGUACAUCUGCUUCAAACACAUUCCAGGUAGCCUGUGGUAUGGGAUAGUGGAAAAAGCACACCGAAGUGACAAUAUGACUUCAUGUCCGGCAUCUAACGAGAGUCCGACCGCUGUAUGACAUCAGUCUACCAGACAUCCUCGGGAUUUACCUCGUGGUUUUCCCCAUCGUCGCGUAUGUGUUUGCGCUUGACGUCACGCGCGCACGGUUUUCGCAUGUCGUAGGCGUCCUCGGAGUCAAGGGUCGGAUCGCUCGAGUGGUCACCGUAGUAGUCCUUGACAACCCUGAAGACGCUGUAACCCAUGCUCUUGUAGAACCUGAUGGCCUUGUGGUUGGACUUGCGAACAAACAGAUCGACGAACCAGGCGUCACCGGCGUCGGCGGCCGCCUCGAGCUGCUGCGACAGCAGCUUGCCGAUCCCCAGCCUGCGCGCCUCGGGGGCUACGGUCACGGCAGUGAUGUGCGCGUGCCAUGGAAGAUAGUGUUCAGAGUAUUUGUAGAUGUCCGGAGAGGACUCGAGCUUUCCCAUGACUAUUUGUUUUCAGAUCGAAUCGAAGGGCGGCCCAUGACAAAAGGCGUGACCAGGUGAGCAAAUCGGUCAGCUUGUUUUUUUCCGUCCGUUUUUCUUUUUUUUCUUUUUCUCAAGCCCGGCUUCAAGCCUCAAGGGUGACGCAGUCCGGAAGACGCACUGUAGCCGAUGAUGUUGCCAUGCUGGUCUUCGGCGACCUGGAAGAGAGACGGCCACUUGGCAUGGUAUUGGAGGUAGAAGGAAAGAUCGUAGGUCUCGGUGAAGGGAUCAAGAUUGCAUUUGGACAGCUUGCUGAGGUCGCUGGGGACGAAUUGCCGAAAAUUGGCCAUUGUGCAAGGCAAGUCACGGGUGUCACAGACAGUAGACAAAUCCGAUGAUGGCGACAGGGUCAGUUUUCGGUUGUAUUAUUGCUUUGCGAUUUGAAGAAUUUCUUGAUUUAGCUCUCCAAGCUUCCCCG